This is a messenger RNA of Podarcis raffonei (Aeolian wall lizard), 4856 nucleotides long. RefSeq names its product CD47 molecule (gene CD47). The record is from RefSeq and is a predicted model, not a curated record. The transcript is spliced from 11 exons. Gene Ontology annotation, molecular function: thrombospondin receptor activity. NCBI's taxonomy places the organism in Eukaryota, Metazoa, Chordata, Lepidosauria, Squamata, Lacertidae. Gene Ontology annotation, cellular component: extracellular exosome; plasma membrane. Gene Ontology annotation, biological process: positive regulation of phagocytosis; positive regulation of inflammatory response; positive regulation of cell-cell adhesion. The coding region runs from base 215 to 1174 and encodes 319 amino acids.
GCGGAGAGCGAAAGCAAAAGCCGCGUGUGGCCCCGCCCCGCGCGCUGCGGCUGGAGGGAGCAGCGGAAGCUCGUCAGGCUGCGGGUUGGGCGACUCCGGGUCCCCGCUCCGGCUCCUCCGGCGCCCCCGCCCGCUCCCUCCCUCCUUCGGCUCGCCAGGAAGAAUCAGUGCGGCGGAGAGCGGCGGCGGCGGCUUGCCCACCCCGAGGCUGGACAUGUGGGCGCUGAGCGUGUGUUGGGUGCUGCUGGGCACUCUGGGCGCCGGUUCUGCGCAGUUGGUGUUUAAGAAGAUUCAGAAUGUUUCCUUUGAUGUCUGUAAUACAACUGAAAUUAUCAUACCGUGCAUAGUUACUAAUCUACAAAGGUUCAGCAGAGAUGAAAUGUUUUUGAACUGGAAAAUAGAUGGGAAAGAGUUUUUUACUUAUGAUGGCUAUGAGAACAGGUAUUUCAAAAACAAUACUUUUUUGAGUGUAGAUCUACUGGAUAUAUUGAACCUAACUGCUGGUGUUGCAUCAAUCAAGAUGUCUCUAAAGGAAGCCGUUCCUGGAAACUACACGUGUAUAGUAGUAGAAAGAAACAGAGAAGGAGAGCAUGUAAUUGAACUUCGAUAUGGUACACAAUUUUGGUUUCAACCAAUGGAAAGUUUCUUAGUCAUUGGUGCAGCCAUAUUGGCGGUAGCAUUGUUUUUGCUACAGGUUGGCUAUGUUGCUGUGAAGUUUGAGAUGAGUCUCCUUAAGAAGAUCAGCUUUGGUCUCGUAGCACUAAUAGUCAUGAUUAUUGUUGUGCCUGGUGCUGCUCUUUUGGUCAAAGAGGGCUAUACAUUAGCAUCUCAAUUUGGUCUUGGCUUAGUUGUACUCCCUACUAUCCUUUUGGUGCCGCCUCUCUUCUUUGUGUUUCAAUCAGUUUUCGAGAAGCCACCGCUCUUUGCAAUUAUUCUGAUAAUUCUGAAAGCGCUUGGAUAUUUAAUUGCUGUGGCAGGUUUGGCUACAAGUUUGCCAGAAUGCCCACCAAAACAAACUUCUGUUGUGAUUGCAGGCUUAGGAAUUAUUGAUAUUGUAGCAGCAAUUGCUUUCAUUUAUAUGGUUGUUAUUGGUACCAGAUUCAAAGAUCAUCAGCCUCCAAAGAAAGCUGUCGAAGAACCGCUUAAUGAUGCGAAAGGAGUGAUGUUAGAAUGAUGGUAACAAAGUAAAGCAAUCUGGCAAUGGACAUGGAAACAAGUGGAGAAAGACUUUUGUUGAUACACCGUGGCCUUGAUGAUGCACUACUCAAAGAAAAAGAAAAUCAGGAAAUUAGUUGUUUUGCAUGUGUGAAAAAGUGCUGUAAUGACUUAUGAGGUAACUUUAUAGUCACAGGAGUUGUGGUAAUGUUUAAAAGAGAAAUGAGUGUAUGCACGUGAGUUUAUUUUUAUUUCUCUCCUUUUUGGUUAGAUGAGGGAAAGAAUACAAAGGACUCUCUCUCUCUCUCUCUUUUUACCCACCGUUUUGUGUCUCUUUAGUGCUGCACUGUUGAACUGCCACUUUUCCAGACUUCAUGAAAGGACUACUUUCCAACAUAACAGUGUUUGGCACAUUAGCGCCUUUCUGUCCUGGGCCAAUUUCUGUGAUGCUAUACAGCAGCUACUUCUUACAUGAAGUAGCACUCCUAGCCUCAAAACUGGGGAGCAGUGUUGAAGGAAGGGAAGCAGAAGAGUUGCUCAUGAGUCCGCGGUUCUCACUUUUUCUUUUUUUACUUUUUAAAAAACUUUUUGUACAUAUAACUGUUCAGUGCUAAUGUAUUUGCUCGACCUUUCCCAACCUAGUUGUCCCUCAAGUGUGUUGAACUACAACUCCCCGUCAGCACCAGCCACACAGCCAUGCUGGAUGUCGCUGAUAGGAGUCACAUUCCAAAACAUCUGAAGGGGUAAUGGGUUGGUGAAGGAUGAUUUAUAUUACGAAACAAAUGUUUUUUUUUCCUGGUAGCCUGCAACAUGGCCAGUACCGGCUCUAUAUUUAGAAGAGGUUAAGCUUAAGCUAGCAUUGGUAUGACUGAAAGUUAUUGCAGGGUCACAGAAGAUAAAUCAAUGGGACCACUUACACAAAUCUUUGUACUGCAUGAUAAACGAUGCUAUUUUUUUCCAUCUUGCUUUUACACACUAACCUGGUUCACAUUACACAAAACAGUGGCCAAGUGCAAUGACCUGGGUAUGCAGGCUCCCAGGGAGGAGACGAUAGCUGCCUUGCUCUUCCCUAGUUGUUUUGUUGCUGCAUUGCACACCAUGCUAAGACAUGGUGUGGCUUAGCAUGUUGUCCCAUCUCAGGCUUGAAGUCUAGUUCUGCAGGGCAAACUGCAAACCAAGAACAAACUUUACUUGCAGCUCAUCAUUAGUUUUGAUAAGAGUUAAACCACGAGCCUGGGUUAGAUGGUAUGGGGAGUCAAAACAUGGCUCAGUGUGGUCCAGCAGCAGAAUGACCAGAGGAGGGUAAAGUGGCCGUGAUGUCAUGUUCACGCUAAGCCAGUUUGGCACAAUGUGCAAAAACUGCCUAAUUCCAAUCUUACCUUUUUGACGUUUUCUAUGACAAAUACAGAAACAAUAUUCAAAUGAGAAAACUAUUUAUAUUAAGCACUGUUCAUACCCUAUGUGGUGUGAAUGUGAGUGGAUACAUUACAAGAUGAACAGAUAUUGUUUGUAUUAUAAUAUUUUUGAAAAACGAUCGUCAUUAGUCUUUUCUAAAUAAGAGCCUGGUUUCCAACUCUCUCAGAUGAUCACAAAAGUCCCAUCCACGCACUUCCUGUUAGUAUUCCUGCUGUAUAUACUGUAAUUCUUUGUGUGCUUUGGUGAUCAGUAUUGUAGUCAAAGUAACUUUCUCUUUUUUCCUAUUCUUUAAUUAAAAUGCUCUUUAAAAUUAAGGACCGAGUUCAGCUUUCGUGGCACAAAUCCCAAUUUCUACACUGCUGAAUGUAGUAGUCCUUUAAUGUUCAUGAGGCUGAGAAUCAUCCCAUAACACUUAUGCUAAUUAAAUCCUAUUUCUUUUCCAUCUCCUGCAGUUAGUUGCCAGAAACUUAUGCGCAGAAACAGGAGUUGUUCUUUUUUGGUCUAUAGAUUGCCAGCAUUCCAAAUUAAGCUGCAAUUUUUUUUGAAACUAUGAUUUCUGUGAUCUCGUCUUUCAGUUAUUUACAUAUACAGGAUUUAUUAUUUAUUUUUAUUAAAUUUUGUAUACUGCCUAUAUCCAUAGAUCUCAGGGCAGUUCACAAUAUAUAAUUACAAUAUAAAAACACACAAAAUACAUAAUAAAAAAGGACAGAAACAAACCAAUAAUCCCCGCUUCAUUCAAGAGGUUUUAAGGAACUGUAUUCCUGUUUCCAUCCCACUAAAAUAUUCUGUGUAGACUCCAUUCAAGAAAUUGCAUUAAAAAAUCAUUGUGUGCUCUUCUGCAACUUCCCAAUAAGAAUCUAUCCACUUUAAAUGGACUGCAAGAUUCAUUGUAUUGAAACAUAGCGUUCUGAGCCCCUAAAUUGUGGAGUUUCCCUUUUGGAAGUUCAGGUCAAUUUCGUGAAAUGCUCUUUAUUAAAAUGUUCAGUGGGACUUUUGCUCAGUCUCCUGAUAGCCCUCUCCCCUCAAAUAAAACUGCGUUUCACAUCUACAUAGCUAAAAUGUUUUAUUUUAAUCUAGUUAGCUAAUUGUUACUACCUGAACAACCACUACCACAAUGAAGGCUGAGAGCAUAGACUUCUUGAGUAGCUGAAGGCCUGAUGAUGCUAAAGGCAAGUUCCCCACACCCCCACUCAUUGCCCCAUUCAGUACAGCAGUUAAUGAACAAAACAUUUGCCUGAAUAAAGGGGCUUAUUAGAGAGAUCUGAUGCAGUUUGUUUCUCAUUUUUUAAAUGGCUGUGCUCCCUGGGAGCAGGAAUAUCAUAGAUUGCCUCUGAUUUUGAAUGUUUGCUUUGCUUCUUUUUUUAUUAUUACUCUGGUAGCAUUGUUCAAUGCUCAUAUUCCUGCAUUGGUUUUCCAAAAUUUAUUCUUAGAUUUCUGGGUACUAUUGUUUGAUCCUCUGAUAACUACCAAACUGGGUAAAAGGGCUACAUUCUCAUGUCUGCCCCUAACUGAGGUAGGUAUUUGAAGAUCGUAAAUAUUCAUGUAAAGAUGGCAGGAUUAGGUGGUAAGCUUGUACAUUGGCUUUAAAUCUUAAGGUUUGGGAUCUUGGAUCUCUCUUUUUAAAAAUUAAGAUACUAUUGUGCAUGUGUUUGAGGUCCGCCAUCCUGAAUGCAAAACAAAAUUCAAUAUAUCCCAUUAGUUGGUGAUCCGUCCACGUGUUCCGUAGCAUCGUAGUAAGUUGAUUCAUUGCUGAUGCAUCUCAUUUCUGGAGCAUGCAGAAAAUGAGAAUUCUGCAAAUUCAUUCCAUGCUAUAUUUGAAGUCUAGUCCUGCUGUUUGCCUUGCAAGACUAUAUGAUUUUGUUUGAAAAAGCACUAAAAACAACUUAUGUAGCCCACAAACGGGUAAAGCCAAAUUCUUUCCUAUAAAUAAAUAUUCCUUCGUCUUACAGAAAGACUUUGAUUCUGAUUAUGCCCUUUUGAGAACGUCAUAACAUGUACAAGAGGGUCCUGUGCUUUAAAUUUCAUACGGCCGUCAUUCAGAAGAGAAGGUUUUCCUAAACUAGUCCUUUAUUUCUCCCGAUGUUUAAGAAACCAAAGUGGUUAUGCCUGUUUUAAUACUUGUGAUUGGGGUUUCCUUUUUCUUUUUGUAUAAAUAUAAAGCCAAAUCUUUGUUGUUUGACCAUUUGGAAAAAAUCUUCAGUCUUUUAAACAUAACAGUGUUUUUAUUUAUUGAACAUAGCUUUGUAAAUCAACUAUAUAAUUAAAAUAAAAGUGUUUUAAUUUUU